Messenger RNA from Dimorphilus gyrociliatus, 1120 nucleotides. NCBI's taxonomy places the organism in Eukaryota, Metazoa, Annelida, Polychaeta, Dinophilidae. The record is from the annotation of a GenBank genome assembly.
UAUGUUUAGUAAUGCAACAACAAGGACGGAGAGUUGGUUGAUGGGCAGUAUAGCUUGUACAGGUAUUCUAACAAACCUUGUAUUACUACUCGUUUUUUGUUUUUUACCAAAUUUAAGGAGACCUGUAAACGCUUUCCUUUUGCAUCAAUGUUUGUUGGAUGCUAUAAGAUCGGCAUAUUGCAUUCCCUUCUCUAUUAUUGAAGUCGAGCCACCAACUAUUUGUAGUGCCUUGGCAGGCACUUACAUAGUCUUAGUCACAUGCGCUUCAUUCAACUUGCUGACUAUUGUAAUGAAUGAAGUAUAUUCCUUCUCGGAUAUAACUUUAGGAGUGAACGCAUCUCAAAACUGUUGCUGUGUGUGGUUUGCCCUAGUCGUUAUCUGGUUUGCCGCAAUUAUCACAAACCUGGGAGUUGCUUUUAUGCCUGGAGGAAGAUCAGCAGAACAGUGCCAGUUUGUUACUGGCGUAACAAGCAAUUAUGUUUUGCACGUGGUUUGGUUACUAUUGGAAUCUAUGGCAACUUUAAUGACAAUCUCUUUUCUCCGCCGAAUGUCAAAUGAUGUGUCACGUUGCAAUUAUUACAGAUUAUCUACACUUGUUCGAGCGACUGUCUCUAUUGACCCAACAGUACAAACUUAUUCUCAAAGGAGACGAUCGGUCAUGAUCGACAAGAGAAAUAUAAGAGAAACCGUCAGAAUGAUGAAUUACAAACUGCGAAUACUGACGACCUAUACGACUCUCUUUAUUAUUAUGUGUCUGCCCCUAUUAGGUCUGUAUGCAAUAGAGCCCUGGGUAAACGCAUCUCCAGAAACUUUUCAAUUUUUAUCUAUGUUAGCUUGGUCGCAACCUCUUUUGACACCUUUUGCAGUUUAUUCAUUGAUUCGCGCGUCAGGGGGAUUUUCGGCUGACCCAGCACAAUUUCUAAGUCCUUUUAUACUUGGACAUCGUUCGUCAGCUGAAGGUGAUCCACCAAUAGUCAGAAUAGAAACGAGAAGUAGUACUUUUGUAACAGGCGAUGUGUCACCUUCAGACUCGAGAUAUAGCUUUUUCCCGAGUAUAAGUGCUGCUGCUGCAGUCUGCACAGGACCGCGGGGACGAAGAGCCAGCUCUUUUAUAGUAUAG